Molecule: messenger RNA, 4670 nt
Organism: Rhipicephalus sanguineus (brown dog tick)
Lineage: Eukaryota; Metazoa; Arthropoda; Arachnida; Ixodida; Ixodidae
Product: serine/threonine-protein kinase 11-interacting protein-like
Exons: 24
Cellular component (GO): cytoplasm
Molecular function (GO): protein binding
Source: RefSeq, a predicted model, not a curated record
GUUGCGGUUGUCUUAUUAGCAUUCCAGUCGCGACAAAUGAUUUGACAGCCGCGGUAUCCGAACCCUGUGCCUUCAGUGACGUCCGAAGCCGUAGAAGCAUGGUUUACGUGACCAAAACACGGUAUCGGAGAGGCGUACGUCGUGGACUGAAUCAUGCUAUCGCGUGCUCUCCGUCCGGUUUAUAAUAACGCGCAUUACACUGAUGCCUCACCCACUUGCGCAGCAUAUCUAAGGUUUGAAACACGGCCUUUCCCAUUAUUGGCUAAAGCAAUUAUAGGUGACGAUGACGCCAGACUCGAACAGGUGUGAAAGAAUAAAAACACUCGCGGCGUUUCUGCGAGAGCACGGUGAUGUCGUGCUUAACGGGACCAGAAGGCUCACGUUAACGACUUCGUGUCUGAACGAGCUGAACUACAUAUUCCGCCAGUUCUUGGGGGCCCAGGAGAACGAAUCUUUCGACGUGCCUUUCGGGUGCAGUGCCAACUCGGACUUUGUCCAUGAUGUCUUCUUUCUCCACGACUUCAUGCAGAAGACUUGCUCUCUGAAGAUUGUUCAGAGUUCCCAGACCAUACAGGGCAGCCUAGACUUGUCCAAGUUUCAUGGUCUGAAGAUUCUUGAGCUCAAACGAGUGCCACCACAUCUUCUCGUUGGUCUUGAAACCUUGGUGCUUCAAAUAGAAACAUUAAUCUGCCAGAGGAACAUCUCAUCUUUGAAGGAAAUCCUUCGAAGUCGCAACAAAGUGCCUCAGCCAUGGAUGAAAAUCAAGGUGGCCAAUUUCAGCUACAAUGGCAUCACUGCUCUGGAUGACAGUUUGGCCCUGCUUCCAAGGCUCGAGUAUCUUGACUGCAGCAACAAUGCCAUCGCCGAUGCCAAAGGUGUUGAGUUUCUUCACAACAUCAGGGUGCUGAACCUGUCAUUCAAUUUUAUUCAGAAGAUAAGCAUAUACAACAAGGGUGCCUGCGACACGUUGACUGUGCUUUACUUAAGGAACAACUUCAUUGAAGACACCGCAGGUCUGGAGCGGCUGAGGCAGCUGAGGGAGCUUGACCUUUCCUACAACUGCCUCUCGGAGAGUUCUUCGCUUGCCGGCUUCAAGCAGCUGUACUGUUUGGCCAUUCUGCGCCUUGUGGACAACCCCAUCACUUUCACCCAGAGUACUUCUCAAUAGUUGUGUGCCACCUACACCGCUAAGGCAGUCACAGAAAGAUUCAGACUGGACGAUAGAUCCCUGCCAAAGAAGUUUAUCAAGCCCACCUGCGCCAAGCAGCCGAGUACCAGGGCAGCCGAUGUGCCAGUGCCAAAUCCGGUAAUCUUGGUGCCCUCACUUCAGCCCACGCUUGAGUCGGACGACAGCAGCAGCCUGGCGGGAGAGAUCACGGAGCAGCGUGGUUGCGAGGCAGUGGCCUCUACGUCAGCAUUGACAUUGAGCAGCGAACAGAGUCUCUCCGCGUCUGUGGAACAGGACUGCAGCUCGUGCAGCAGCGUCGAAGCGAUGGACCCCGUGGCUGGUAGAAGGCUGAAGGGAGGCAGGAAAUCCAAGAAGCGCCAGUCCAGCAGGGUGGCGGCCAUCUUAGACCAAGAAGGAUACGCGGCCCCCGUUAAAGAAAGUGGCAGUGUCUCUGCCUUGCGCAAUGACUUUCUCACCUACAAAAGCCAGCUGGAAAGCCGGAAGGAGCAGCUUGGUGAGGAGUGGCUCGUCGGAGUGUCUGCUCUCCAGUUGCCUGAUGCUCAGAGCACACCCUGUGGGACACCGGGCACCUACACCUCGCAUGAAGGUGGCUUUCUAACAGCGAGCAGGAUGGGGUCGUGCGACACCAAGGACACGCACAGCGACUCUGACUCAGGACGUGCAGAAUCGCUCAAGACUGUUCUCUUCAAGGAGCCAGUCGUAACAAAAGUAGAAGGUGUCGCGGAAGAAGCAAAGAACGAUUGUGCCGACGAAGAGGGCCCCCAGAGACGCAUCUCCGAGCUGAGCCAAGGUGUCGUCGUGCUCGACGAGGUGCCGCCAGACCCGUUGGAUGAGUCCAGUGUUCUGUCCCCAAUGGAAGGGUUCAGUUGGACCACGGCCAAGAGCGAAGUUACCCCAGACACUGAAGAAACUACUGAAGACAUGGACAGCAAGCUGUUCCUUGUCCAGAAAUGCAGUGAUGGCAGUGAAACGUCAGUUUUUGUCGGCGUGAAAGAUGACGUGAUGAGGGAGAGCGACAGCCUCACUGGGAAGAUUUUACAGCGCCUGGACCUUAACAUACUGUCUUCCGUGACUUUGCAUGAUGACAUGACUGUGAAGCUCAAGUUUGACACAACUAUACGCAGUAAAAAGGAGAGAUGCUACGUUUUUGACAGCAGCGAAGAUGCAGAGGAAGUUGUGCAACUGCUACAACCUUUUGUGGAGGCUAAGGCUAGGAAGGACCUUUACUCUGAAAUGUUACAGUGCGUGAAAUGUAACGCACAGUUCCCGAAACAGGCAGUCAAAAAAGUGGUCGUUAGCACAACAAAGGACAACAUUACCACAGACGUCCAUGAAUCGGAGAGGUGUCCCCAGUGUGACGGUGAGAUCCUUCUAACGUUGGACACUCCAGAGGCUGUAGACGCACUUUCAUCUCUUGCCACAAGUGCUCCAGAAAACAUAAGCCAAAGUUUGACCAUCAGGAAGGGAUCCGAUGCCUCAUCUUCUGGUAAAGGAGCACAAGACAAUGUUUCUGAGGAGAGCAUCGAGACUGUGACACCUGACCAAUACAGCAGCCUCUACCGACCAGGUUUCCGAAAGAGCGCAAGCGACAUCACCAUCCUCAGCAACCCCAGCCAAAGCAGCAUUAUGGUCCUAUCUACCACUUCUGCUCAUGAUGGUGGUGCAGAAAAUGCGAGAGAAAACGAGAAGACAUUGUCUCCGCCACCUACGGUUGUCCUUCCAACACUAAGGGAAAUUGUCGAGGAACCUGUUCUGAACAUCAGCAGGACGGACAGCAUCAGCAUCGGUCACCGGAGUCGAGCGAGUGCAUCGGACACCAUGCUCUCGGACGCGAGUUUCAAGAGCGCUCAGAGCCAGCCCAAUGUAAGCCUGCAGCUGCCGGACACUUCGGACUCGAGCCGGUCGGAGUGUUCCGUCUCGGCGUGGGACAUGUUCGACAACAGGGAGGACACGGGGCCCACCUCGUUCACCAGCCCAGACCACAGUGUCCUGCUACAUCUGGACGUCAACAUUUUUGGAAGGGACGAGACCUUCGUGUGCUGCGUAGAGGUCGACUUGGUGACGUGGUCAUCCUUAGAAGAGGUUCCAGCACUGCUGGUGAUAUCAAGUAGCAAGGCUUAUUUCUUCAAGAUCAGGAACAACAAGGAAAAGGAAGACCCCGAGUCCUGGCUAGCGCUGCGAGAGUCAAGGUCGCUUGAGAACCUCAAGGUCAUCUCGCUUCUUCUUGGCAACCAGGGCUUUUGCCUCCGAUGGCAGGUUGAGAAAGGAACACUGCCGUGGUACACAUGCUUGGUUCGAGACGCCGACACGUGCAACUGUUUUCUGCAGUGCUUGACAGGAGUGCUGCAAGAAAGAAUGGCCGAGCCACCUUCAGUGGUAAUGGAUGUCAGCGAAAGCUUGGCACAGGUGGCGAAGGAGGUCAUGAAGUGUUGCUCGGAAAAUUUUUCGGAUGAAAGUGGCGAGCAACAGGAGGUGUCACUAUUUGUCAUGGGUUUCUGGAGCGAACACGCGGACAUUGCCUCGCAAGCGGCUCUGAAGCCAGUGUGCAUCGUUAUCACGCAAGACAGCAUUUACAUCUGCAAGGCCAACUUUAUGAAGACACCAAAGGGUUCAACCAAAGCUUGCAUUAUGCGGUAUGAGUCAUUGGCAUGUCAGAGGAUCAGCAACAUUACAGCUGUGCACCUCUACAAGAACGCCAAAAGCGCGAAGUUUACCUUCUUGGACGAGGACACUGGCACGGAAAUGCAGUGGACGAUUGCGACGAGAACUGUGGCGUCACUGCAUUCAAUCCUGAGCACGCUCCGAACGCCGUGGGAGGAGCUCUUUGGUGUGGAGAUGCCUCUGGACAUUGUCGCAGAGUGAAGCCACCAACAUCGGGCCAUGAUUUUACCCCCAACAGUUUUUAAUUUAAAAAUGCUAUUGACCUAUAAGACUUACACGCACACAUUUGCAGAGUGAUGUGUUAAAAGGCUUUACUGUUGACAGUAGCCCUUUGUUAUAAUGCUUGUUAGUUUUUAAUGUUUUUGUGUAAAUGAAAAAAAAAAAUCACGAAAGUAACAUUGUAUAAAUUUUUUUGAGUAAUGUUGCUUGAAACUAUGAAGUUUUAACAAACGUGUCGCUACAAUCUUAAGUUUUAAGGUAUGAGCUCUUAAGUGAAUUUUCAUCGCUGCUUAGUAAUUUGUGAGACAUGUCAAGGGCUUCCUGCCACAAGUAUUCAGAAGGGUGUCCUGCACAUGUUUCUAACUCUGCGUGUGUGUAAUGUUUUUGUCAGAUCACCAUAUACCACACCGAAUCACGCAUACUCCAGAUUCCGGUUGUGACAAGAACUGUCUUUUUUUUUUAUUCUGUAAAUACAAUAAAUAUGACAGUUUUCCUAUAACCCAGAAUCUUCUACCCUCUCUGUUUUGUAAAUAUACAUGGAAAAAUGGUUAAAAACACCUAGAACAUUUGCAUCGGCCGGGCAUGAGUCUUUUUUUUUCUU